CGCUAGGUCCGACCGUAGGACAUGAACGAGCGGUUGAUGAGCUUUCAGCCUUCGAUCGAACGCGGGUAAUUGUUUCUACUGCUUAAACCCUGAAAGGAAAACCCGGGUGUAAGCUGGGUCGUGACCCAAGAGCGUAACGGAAAAGGAAUGCGUAGAGUGAGGAUUCCUUUGCGGUCAAUCGCAGACACCUUUUGUAAAUCGAAAUCACGUGAACAUGGACGACGAAAUGUGACCGGAAGAUUGGAAUUAUGUAGAACUGUUGCAACUAUCAAUGGUCAUGUGUGUUUGGGAUAUGGAGAAGAGUCAAGAACAAAGACCUUGCAGCUUCAAAUUGUUGAUGCGCUUCGCUUGGGUGAGAGAAGUAGAGCUUCUAGCCUGCUGUCUGAUCUUGGUGAUGGAAACCAGCCACUGAAAGCUGAUGACUUUGUUUACAUUCUUAACUACUGCGCAAAAUCACCUGAUCCUCUGUUUUUUAUGGAAACGUGGAGAUUGAUAGAGCAAAAGGAGAUUGGCUUGAAUAACAAAUGCUGUUUGCUUAUGGUGCAAGCUCUUUGUAGAGGAGGUUAUUUGGAGGAGGCAUGCAAUUUGAUUAAAUUUCUUGGAGAGAAUCGUGGCAUCUAUCCUUUUCUGUCAGUCUAUAACUCUUUCUUGGGAGCCUGUGCAAAAAUGCAAACUGCAGUUCAUGCUAAUCAAUGUUUGGAUUUGAUGGAGCGCCAAAGGGUGGGGAAAAAUGAAAUUACAUAUUCAGAGCUUCUCAAGCUUGCAGUUUGGCAGCAAAAUCUAUCUGCAGUCCAUGAAAUUUGGAAGGACUAUAUUAAGCACUACAGUCUAAACAUAAUUUCUCUUCGAAAGUUUAUAUGGUCCUUUACGAGAUUGAAAGAUUUAAAAUCUGCAUAUGAAACAUUGCAACAUAUGGUGGCUUUAGCCAUUAGUGGCAAGAUAUUUGUUAGUAGGACUGGUGAAGGAAGGUUAUAUUCUUCAAGACUGGACAUCCCUAUACCAUCCAAAGGUGAAUCAGGGUCACAAAAAGUAGAAUUGGGAGAGAACGAGCAAGAUUUUGCUUUGAAAUUUGACACUGAUACCUCCAACGUAGAGAUAUGCAAGUCCUUGAGAGCUACAGUUGGUAUUUUGAAUAACUAUAAGAGCAUGCCUGUUAUGAAAGUCCUGAGGUGGUCUUUCAGUGAUGUAAUACACGCUUGUGCACAAGCUCGAGAUUAUAAACUAGCAGAGCACUUGAUGGUGCAGAUGCAAAAUCUUGGAUUGCAACCAUCAAGUCAUACAUAUGAUGGCUUUAUGAGAGCUGUUCUCCCAACAAGAGGAUUUAGUGCUGGCAUGGAAAUGUUAAAAGUAAUGGAAGAGAGGAAUAUGAAGCCUUAUGCUUCAACUCUUGCAGCUCUUUCGGUACAAUGUAGUAAAGCCUUAGAACUUGACUUAGCUGAGGCUUUGCUGGAUCAAGUUUGUGAAUGUCCACAUCCAUAUCCUUAUAAUGCUUUCUUUGGAGCAUGUGAUACUAUGGAUCAGCCAGAGCGAGCUAUUCGGCUAUUGGCUAAAAUGAGACAACGAAAGCUUCAGCCAGAUAUCCGGACAUAUGAACUACUAUUUUCGUUGUUUGGUAAUGUGAAUGCUCCUUAUGAAGAGGGCGAUAUGUUGUCACAGGUUGACUCAACCAAACGGAUAAAGGCUAUAGAAAUGGAUAUGGCUAAAAAUGGUGUUCAGCAUAGUCAUUUAUCAAUGAAGAACUUGCUAAAAGCCCUUGGAGCUGAGGGGAUGACAAGAGAGCUGCUUCAUUAUUUACAUAUUGCCGAGAAACUUUUCUGCCAUACCAACACUUAUAUGGGAGCUCCCAUCUAUAAUACAGUUCUGCACUCACUCAUUGAGGCUGCAGAGAGUCAAAUGGCGAUAGAAAUAUUUAAAAAUAUGAAAUCAUGUGGUCUCCAACCCUGUGCUGCAACAUACAAUAUAAUGAUUGAUUGUUGUAGCACCAUGAGAUGUUUCAAAUCUGCUUGUGCACUAGUUUCCAUGAUGGUGCGUAAUGGUUUUUAUCCAGAGACAAUGACAUACACAUCUCUAAUAAAGAUAUUGCUGGAAUAUGAAAAUUUUGAUGAAGCAAUAAAUCUUCUGGAUCAAGCAAGUUUAGAAGGGCAUCAACUGGAUGUAAUAUUGUAUAAUACCAUACUUUUUAAAGCAAGUGAAAAGGGAAGAAUCGACAUAAUGGAAUUUACUCUUGGGCAGAUGCACCAACACAAAGUCCAGCCUGACCCGUCAACCUGCUAUUAUGUAUUUUCUGCAUAUGUUGAUCGUGGUUUUCACAACACUGCCAUGGAAGCAUUGCAGGUUUUGAGCAUGUGGAUGAUCUCUGACGAAGACAGCACACUUGAAGAAAAGAAGGGACAAUUUGAGGAUAAUUUUGUGCUUUCCGAGGACUUGGAAGCUGAGUCGAGGAUACUCCAGGUUUUUAAGGAUUCUGAGGAGCAUCUUGCCAUCGCUCUUUUGAAUUUAAGAUGGUGUGCUAUACUUGGGUUUCCAGUCUCUUGGUCACCUAACCAAAGUGGAUGGGUUAGCAGACUCAAAACUAAUUAUGACAGAGCAGGGAGCACUGUGUUAUAAGCGUAGCAACAGCUAAAAUGCCUUCUAAUCAGCUCUUUUUGCAGCAUUCAAUCUCAAAAACUGCCCUCGAUGUCGUGAAAGCUUUGCUGUUCACAAGGGUGCCCCAGCUCAGUAGAACACACCAAAUCAGGCGGUAAUGAGGCCAUUGUAGAUAUCUAACGGUUUUCCAUUUGCUUGCUUGAGCUCAAGUCCGCAUAGGACGAAUGAAAGAUGCUAAGGUUCUUCACACCUUGCAACCAUGUUUAUGGUUAGGAGUUGAGGCGGACUACAAGGCUUUAAUUGCUUGCAAUCAGAGGAGGCAGCAGGACUUCCACUCGCAAAGUACUGACAAAUCACAAGAGCCAUUCAAGGAUAUUAACUAAUGUUAGCAAUGGCAGCGGAGCAAAGAUUAAGCGAAUGACAUAGAAAUCCUUGGUGAUUGACAACACACAGGGAUGUCGAUAAGGAAUUUGAUCUUUUAACUUAAUAGCGCAGAUGGGCAUUCAAACUGUUGAAAGAACGAUUUUGCAGCAGUGUAACUUUGUUCAACCAAAACCUCAACUUAGCUGUGUUUAAAGUUAGAAUUCCUUUGGAAAAGGCUCGUGUAAUCAAUAAGUUUCAAGUUAUUAUAAGAAGCCAACCAUGCACGGCAUGCACAAAAUUUCCACC
Molecule: messenger RNA, 3255 nt
Organism: Theobroma umbraticum
Lineage: Eukaryota; Viridiplantae; Streptophyta; Magnoliopsida; Malvales; Malvaceae
Product: Tetratricopeptide repeat (TPR)-like superfamily protein
Molecular function (GO): protein binding
Source: RefSeq, a predicted model, not a curated record